AUGGUGCAUCCUUACGAUGGUAACGUGAUUCAUAGUUUUGCUGAUACGGACGAUGCACUCAACUACGCGGAGCAUUUGUAUCUCAACGGUGAUGAUGUUUCCAAAUACAGGGCUUUUUGCAAUGAUACAAGAAUGAGCUUGGAAGGCUUUGAUAUUUCACGAGAGGGAAAAGCCAAGAGAUGGAAGUGCUCCAAUGCCCCGUUAGGAACUCAUUUUACUCAGAGACGUACAGUCGAGAAUGGUACGUUUUUCUCUAAGUGGAGCCAAGUAGCAUGUGAGUUCAACAACUCUAUCCAAGAAGUUCCACAUCGUGCGUUACCAAAGCCAUGGAAAUACACAAAAUCCAAAAGAGCAGAUCGUGGAUUUAAUCACAAAUCAUGUAAAAGGUUGGCCAAGUCUUUUGGUUUGGACGCGGUUGAUAAAGUUAAAUUCAAUAAUGAUAAGGAAGGGGUGUCAUGUGCAAGUAAGCUCAAUGAAUUUGCUUCUGCAUCUAUACGAGUGCCAAUGUUUUACUCAAAACAACAAACUCAGAGGUGUGUUCGGAAAUAUUAUGGCAAACAUGGAUGCAAAUGUGGCCAUUGGUCGAAAAUCAAGUAUGGAGAAUUUCCAAUCAAGAAUAAACGCCCUGAGUAUCUUUGUCUGUCUCAAAAGAAUUCAUGCAAGUAG
Molecule: messenger RNA, 666 nt
Organism: Lodderomyces margitis
Lineage: Eukaryota; Fungi; Ascomycota; Pichiomycetes; Serinales; Debaryomycetaceae
Exons: 2
Coding region: 1-666 (221 amino acids)
Source: RefSeq, a predicted model, not a curated record